Molecule: messenger RNA, 3917 nt
Organism: Ananas comosus (pineapple)
Lineage: Eukaryota; Viridiplantae; Streptophyta; Magnoliopsida; Poales; Bromeliaceae
Product: pentatricopeptide repeat-containing protein At3g29230-like
Exons: 3
Coding region: 253-1905 (550 amino acids)
Biological process (GO): RNA modification
Molecular function (GO): RNA binding; protein binding
Source: RefSeq, a predicted model, not a curated record
AGAGAGAGAGAGAGAGAGAAUCAUUUACUAAUGUACACACGGAGUUAGAAACUAAAUUGCCUAAUAAGUGAAUGGCAUAGGGGAAACAAUUAACAGGUUUGAUGGUUGGAGGACUAACCACAUAUUUUUACCUCUCCUUUUCCUUUCUCUCUGUUUUUUUUUUUGUUUUUUUUCGUCUUUCGUUCAGUCAGUAGGUAGCUUUUGAACCCUAACGGCCGCAAAAUCAAACCCCUCCAUCACCACCUGCAUGCCAUGCCAAGUUUGCCAAUAUCUAUAAAUUCCACUCUGAAAUGCCUCGAGAGAUGCAGAUCACUCUCACAACUCAAACAACUUCAUGCUCAAAUCCUUCUCCAUGGCCUCCAUCAGGAAAACUAUGUGGCAGUCAAACUCAUCUCCUUCUGCACCAAAAAAUUGGGCAGUCUGGAUUACUCCAGAGUGAUUUUCAGUACCCUCAAAGACUCUGCAAAUGUUUUCCUCUACACCACCAUGAUAACAUCUUACUCAAACCACCAAUCCCACCUCUCAAAAGAGGCUAUUUUGAUCUAUGAAAUGAUGCAUAGAGAUGGACCUCAUCCGAACAAUUUCACCCUCUCAUCUGUGCUCAAAGCUUGCUCUUUUAUGAAGGCCAUGUAUGAAGGUACUCAAGUUCAUGCUCACUCCACUAAAUUAGGGUUUGAUUCCUCUUUAUAUGUGGCAGCUUCAUUGUUGGAUAUGUAUGCAAAAUUUGGUUGGAUCUUAGAAGCAAGGUUGUUGUUUGAUAGCGUGCGUGAAAGGAAUGCUGUUGUGUAUAAUACCAUGAUUGCAUGUUAUGCAAAGGUUGGUGAUAUUGAAACUGCCCGGCAGGUGUUUGAUAAAAUGCCUGAGAAGGAUUCGAUCUCGUGGAAUAUUGUGAUAUCAGGUUAUGCAAGUAAUGGAAAUACUUCGAUUGCGAGGGAGCUUUUCGAUGAAAUGCUGGAAAGAAACAUCAACUCUUGGAAUGCAAUGAUUGCCGGGUAUUCACGUAUUGGAGAAUGGCGAGAGGCCGUGGACCUUUUUAAAAGCAUGCUUUUGGGAACUGUGAAACCCAAUCAUGCGACUAUGGCCGUUCUGAUGUCAGCUUGUGGUCAUUUGGGCUCGCUGAAACUCGCGAGACAAAUCCAUGGCUUCCUACAAAAAAAUCGCACCGAAAUGAACUUUCAUGUUUAUAAUUCACUAAUCGACAUGUAUGCUAAAUGUGGGAAUGUUGAUGAAGCUUAUCAAGUGUUUGAUGGAAUGCCUAUGAAGGAUGUGGUGUCUUAUAAUGUGAUGAUUUCUGGUCUUGCCAAUCAUGGGCGUGGCCAAGAUGCCCUAAACCUUUUUGCAAAGAUAAUAGGGAAAGGUUUGCGACCUGAUACGUUUACCUUUCUGGGAAUCUUAUCUGCAUGCAACCAUGCUGGUCUUGUUGAUGUAGGUCGCGACUAUUUUGACUGCAUGGUUAAGGUUUAUGCAAUCAAGCCAUCAGCUGACCAUUUUGCUUGUAUGGUUGAUCUUUACGGUCGAGCUGGACUCAUCGAAGAUGCACUAGAGUUCGUAAAAACCAUGUCUGUCGAGCCACAUGCUGGUGUCUGGGGAGCCUUAUUAAAUGCUUGCAGAUCGUUUUGCAACAUCAUAGUCGGUGAACUCGCUGCGAAAGAGAUUCUCACAAUUGAGCCGGGGAAUCCUGGAAAUUAUGUGCUCUUAUCAAAUAUUUAUGCUAAAAACGAUUUAUGGGAUGCUGUUCAAAAUGUUAGGCAGUUAAUGAGGGGAAAAGGGGUGGGUAAAACAAUGGGGUGCAGUUGGAUUGAGGUGGAGAGUGAGUUUCAUGAGUUCUUGAUGGGAGGUGCGAGUCAUCCGAAGUUGGAGGACAUUUCCACAUUAUUAAGGCAUCUUUCUUUACAGCUGUUAUAGGAAGAUGCAUGAUAAAUUCCAACCUUAAUUGCCUUUUCGGCCUUGUAUCUAGAAGCGCUUCUCUACUCCAAGAAGCGUAAAUCUAUUCUUUGGCAGACAAGAAGCUAAAAAUGAGCUUUUGGGACCCAAAAGCAAAGAUUCCAACCUGAAGCAUCUGCUUUUGCGAUACUGAGAAGCUAUAAAGGAGAUUCAAUGAAACAAACGUGCAAUUGUCAAAUCAUUUUUGCGGAAGCUCUUGCUAGGCCAUCCAAGCACUAAAUCUGAUCAACCAUAGAGAUGAACGAGUCAUCAGUCAGGCGCAACCUCAUUCAAGUUGAUUCAAAAGAGAAGGAACUGAAGUUUAAAAGUUCUUAUCCUUUUGAUCGAGGAGCUGCAAAACUGGAGAUUGGCAAAAUGGCUAAGGCCAAAUAGUGUUCAGCUGUUCUACUGGAUUUGUGAUAUGGUGAGCUUUCUAGAUUUUAUUUUCAAGCCAAGAGUAGCUGAGGCUUCCUGUUUCACCAAUGAAGAGCUUAACUGAAUGUGGUGCACUCUGUUCUAAUGGCUGUGAUUGAGAGAAGGCAAAAAUGUGUAGAGACCCCCUCAACUAUAGGCUAUUCUGAAAUAGACACCUCAACUUCUUUUUUUCUGUUUUUUUUUUUAUUCAGACCCCUCAACUUAUAUUAAAUGAUUUUAGUCAAAAAAAUUUGAGGUGUUCAUAAAAUUCACCGGUAAUUUUACAAAAUUUAAUAACUUGCAAUCACUUUUUAAUAACGAAAAGUAGGUCAGUUAUUAAAUUUGAUAGAAAUUUUCACCUAACUAGGUUUGACAGUGCAAAUGAAAAAAAAAAAAUGUUUUGGAGUGGCCUCGAAAAAGCUAAGGGGGUCUCCAUACACGUAGAAACCAAGAGUUUUUAAAUGUAAUUUUCAAAAUCUGUCUAGCUGAAUACUUUUAAUGAAAUAAAAUCGUCACUUUCAAGGUCUGGCAGUGUUGUAAGCUAUGAGAGAAACUUGUGUGUGCGAUUUUGCAUGAUAAAGUGAUGUUUUGUGAUAAAAAUGUGCGAGAGCGCAACCGAUAAAACAGAGUUUUAUGCCAAAAAAAAAAUAAAUUAUUGCAUGUGCCCAAUUGUGAUAUUUUGCAGCUGGAAAGACUAAUAUGCAAAAUACAGAUGUGAGAGAGCUUUGAGCAAGAAACUCAAAACGAAAGGGGCUACAUCACAAUUGUAACAAUAGGAGAUAAUGAAACCCUGGCUCACUCUCUUUUUCUCUUCUCCCUCUUCCUCCUCCAGCCAUAAUCCACCUCCACUGAGGUCACUGACGCGCCACCUAGCUCCGGCAGCUUCUCUACUGGCAAGGAACUCCGGCCAACUCCUUUUCUCUCUUUCCUCCUCUCUCUGCGGCCGCCGCCUCCCUGGCCACCCCUCCGACCGAUCGGACCACCUCGCCCGGCCCAAGCGGAGCUCAAGCCUUAUGCACCCUUGCUACUCUCUUUGUGGCUGGCUGAGGGCUCCCCAGACUCGAGCUCGCUUCUCUGGCUAUCCCAGCCGCCGGCGAGGCUCCAGCGAUGGAGCACCACCCCCCUGAGUGCUCCCCCAUACUCGCGCUCCCCUUUGGUGCGGUCCGAUCAGCCUCCCUGUGCUGAUUGGGCUGCGGCGCUCCCGGAGCCUCCCCAUUUCACCGACAAUUGUUGCUUUUCCAUCUUUGGCGGCAGCUGUCGUUGCCUCAGAUCUAAAGCACGAUGCCUAGAAAGCUUGGUGUCAACUUCUCUAUGCUGUUUGUCGGCUUCCUAGCCGUGGAACUUUUAGUUACGAGCUCAAACUCGACUUCUAUAGUGAAUAGUGUAAUAGUAUUGUGGAUAUCAAACUUUUUGAUGCUUUUGCAUUGCAUGCAGCCUUGGGCACCAUCGAUUACGCAUAUUUUAAUUUGACCCUUGGACUGGUUAUUCAAGGCCCAAAAAUCACUUUGGGAUAGAAAUGGGAUUUUUCGGCGCUUAUAACCUUGAAAUUAGUCGUUAUAAUGCAAUUUCAGUUUAAAAUU